CAUAGCAUUUGAUAUACUUUUGGCACAUUGCCAUUGCCAAAUGACAUACGUUUUAAACUAUUACAAGAAUAAAAUCAAUACUUCCAAGCAGCUGUUGAACAGACUGACAAAUCAAGAACCAGGUCAGCUCAUGAAUAACAGGUAGGCCUAGGUAUGUUGUUGUUGUGAGGUGUUCCAAGGGUAGUCAUCCUGUGCUAUCUAUUCUGUGAGCAUGACGGUAGGCUGAGAUCCAUUGUCUUAUAGUUGGUAGGCCUAUGUCAAAUAGGCCGGCCUAUUCAUACUUCCUUGUUGACAACGAGACAUCCAGGCGAUAGGAAAAUCAAUUAUUUUAAACAAGAUUCGAUGUACGAAAAGCUUGAAAGUAUAUGGAAGGUAGAUUAUUGGACUAUCCAUGAAUGUAGACCGACAUACCUACAUUCAUAUUCCAUGGGCAGUUACAGACAUACAGGAGGACUUUGUGUUUUCAUGCAUUGGAUAUGCAACCAGUAAGGACUUCCCUCAGAAUCCGAAUGAAGAAAAUGAAGAUAAACGCAUACUGCCCAUUCUUAGGGCUUGGAGCUAUCAUGCUAAUUGCUUCACUGACAGUUGUGAAAGGAGAAGUUCAUGAAAAGACCGUAUGUACCAACACCUACAUGAGCAUUGACUGUGGUGACCUGCGAAUACAUAUUCUUGAUGCCGUCUCCGGUAAAUCACGUCAGCGCAGUCCACCCUGCCACAUGACCCCCGGGGACGAAACAUUCAACAAUUCAUUUGCUGUGUCACAUCUAUGGAAGCAGUGUAAUAUGAGACCAAACUGCCAUGUCUUUCUUAAUGACGGUCACUACUACACCUAUGUUUUCAUCAAGUAUCAGUGCAUUAAAGAAAUUCCUGCUUUUGACAUAUGCAGCAGUUUGACGAGUUCACCACUGAUAAAGGGACACCUAUUUAGUCCCGGGUAUCCUCUGAUGAUUCCAAGGCAGCACCCGACAAAAUGCACAUGUCGUAUUGCGUUGCACAGUCUCAUUAACCUCAGAAUGGACAUCAUGACAGACGAACUCCGAUGUCCUGAAAAACAACGUAUAAAUGUGUUCAGCCGAAAUAAAACACUAGAGAGUAGCUACACCUGCCAAACAUUUAACAAGUCACCCUUGUAUAUUUACAAUGGAAGUGACAUUGUUUUUGAAUUCAUCAACAAAUAUUAUGCGGCUGGGGGAAAAUUUUGGAUUCAGUUUUCAGCUGAUAAACAUAUCACUGUCGCCUGUGGCAGCAGUAGCUCGACACCUAUAGCCAUGUCCAAGCUGGCAAAUGUUCUCCGAGUCCCAAUGACAGAUGACACCCAAUCUAUGACAACAAUCUCACCUAAAACCGAAAGUCGAGAUCAGGAGCCUCAAGUGAUCCCAGAGUUCCACAUUUACCAUGGUGAUCCUAAGCGUCAAGCACCCCAAUUUGGCCUUGUGUUCAAUAUAUUGAUAGUGUCGACCGUGUUGCUGGCGUUCACCAUAACACUGUACAUCUGCUGGCAACACCACACAAGGAAAAAUAAAGGUCCAUCGCACAGCCGACAAGAGCUGCCCACCAAAGUGAUCUGACUUAUAGUUCACCAUCCUUUGCAUUGAAAUCAAUGUUACUUAUAUGAAGUAGCACUUAGUAUUGCCCAACACAGGAACUGAAGAAGAGCUAAAAUAAACAAAAAAAUGUCAGCACAUAGCAAAGGUUUUCUUGGCCCCGAAAUCACUGACUUCGGAAAGUUUGCAAAAAUCUGGGUUGGCGUUCUCUGCGGCCUGGAUUGUAGGCUUAACUAGGGACUCAACUAUCUCAAUUUAACGAUGUCCUAGCGAGUACUAAUUGUUUUUAGAUGCUGACUUUAAAAUCGAGUAUCAAAAAGGAGUAAGCGCGGGAAGGGAAGGGUGACACAUUCGGACUUUAGAUCUACCUCUGUCCAUGAUUACAUGUAUAUAUCAAAACAGAGCACGAGGAAACUUGCAAUUUUAAUCAACACAUCUGAGGAACGCAUCACCACUGACAUCUCACUUUAUAAAAACUUCUGUUGGUGAAACUCUUCUUGUAUACUACCAAUACGUCAAAAUAUUUAUUAAUAUGUAGAUUCAUGAGGUUUUUAAUGUUACUACAAUACAUUUACACUUAUUAUCGCUGUUAAACACCAACUUGUUUUUGCGGAUUAUGCAAAUAACCAUGAUUUGUUAAGAUAAAAAUCGCAAAAAAAGUAUAAAAAGAUAAUAAUGUAAUCUACCAAAUUAUCAUUGUAAAUAUUUUAUAUUUUUCCAAGGGGAGGGAUUGGUACCCCCUUCUUUCCCCACAGUGGCAAAAACCCUGAUUUCAGAUGGGUAAUUAUCAACUUCGUGAUACUCUCAUAAUGUAUGUUCUUGUAAAUUGUAUUGUAAUACUCAGAUACAUUUAUGUCCUUGUAAAAUAAAUGAUAAUUCAAUGUAAAUUAUGUAAAUAGAAUGUAAAUAAUAAGCAAAUUAUCCCCAUUUCGAUAAUCUUGUUUUGACCCAUUAAGUGACGUUAAUACAUUGAAGUCUAAGCCUGACUAAUCUCUCCGGGCCUGGUUCAGUGCAAGUUAAACCAUAACACGCGGCUACAAUGCCUAUACAGUACUUAGCCUUAUUAAGGGCCUGUUGCCUAUUUUAGCAUUGUUGUUUAAAACUUUUCUUGCCUGGACUAAAUUUCGAUCUGUGUUGUAAACUGGUUUAGGUUGCAAGAAGCUUACACUUUGUAGACAUGGAAGUUUGUUCAUAUGCUUUGACUCUAUACUUAUUUAGAAACUACAUGGUUCCCAGUUUGGCACCGUCAUUCAAUGCUUGUUUAGUUCCUAUAAAUGAACUUGUAUCCCCCACAAUUGUUUUAGUUUUAUUUUGGCCACCCACAUCUUUGUUGCGAAUUCAUCAGCAUGUUAAUUCGAUGGAUCUUCUCGUCACUUCUGCUAGGCGUUAUUGGGCUGCUGAACUAUGCUUCAGCCAACCAGGAAAGGCAUAGUCUACGCUCUACUAGUAAGUAUUUUAGAAUCCUUUCAACAAAAAGGUCAAUGAUUAGGCCAAUGAUUUUCAUGCAAGUUGUAGGCCUGGUCAUUGGCCACUUAGGGAAGCAGGCUUUCAACGUAUAUCUUAUAUCACAUGUAGCACAUUAUCAAUCUUAUUCAUUUUUACUUUGCAAAUUUUAACAUAAAUGUUCACAUUGUAUUAUUUUUACGCCCGACCAUCAAAUGGCCAACAACACUUUAAAUGUGAUAGAUGUCAACUUGGCUAACUUUGUUUGUCUUAAUAAUCACCAAGUUCAUUGACGGACAGGUAGCAGAGAUGCUAUCUUGAUUUAUUUUAGAUUCUAGAUUUUAGUUCAACUUUAAAAGAAAGCUGUAAUGGUUGAAUUCUUAAACCGGUGUCGAGUUCGAACUCACUAAGAACACUUUAAUGAGACAGAUCACAGUGAAAAGGAAUUCAAAUAACAUAUGGUUUGUGUAGUCAAGUUCAUUUUGGAUUUCUUUUCUUUGGCCUCUGGUAGUUCUAUGAAUGCAUGUCAUCUUUAAAUAGAACACUCCUGUGUUGUUUUGGAAAGGAAUAAUUAAAUUGAAUAAACAUAGACAUUUCGCCUUCAAUAAUGUUUAAACCCUGGUUUCGUUAAAAACAGAACAAUAAUCGACUUUCCACCCAUCACAAUAGUCGUACUUCCACCUAUCAAAUCCCCGUGUCUUUUGCGCUUUCACCUAUGAAUUGCCGUGUCUAAAUAGCCCCAUGUGUCAAAUCCCCGUGUCUUUUAGCCCCAUCGAGCUCGAUGGGGCUAAUCGGGGGCUAAUUU
Lineus longissimus is the source of this 3792-nucleotide messenger RNA. RefSeq lists its product as uncharacterized. The record is from RefSeq and is a predicted model, not a curated record. The coding region runs from base 477 to 1568 and encodes 363 amino acids. Lineage: Eukaryota; Metazoa; Nemertea; Pilidiophora; Heteronemertea; Lineidae. The transcript has 6 exons.